Molecule: messenger RNA, 1409 nt
Organism: Fundulus heteroclitus (mummichog)
Lineage: Eukaryota; Metazoa; Chordata; Actinopteri; Cyprinodontiformes; Fundulidae
Exons: 2
Coding region: 269-1318 (349 amino acids)
Source: RefSeq, a predicted model, not a curated record
UAAGCAGCCUUGUGUUCUUUGUUGUAAGGUCAGUUUUGUUUGUGUUGAGUUAGAGUUCAGUUGACCUCAGUUAACUUGGGCCCAAAUUUGUUAUUUAUCCUUUGAUUUAUUCUUACGUUAAGUUUUUGUUUUGUUUACUAUUUUUGGGAGAAUUAAAUUGAAUUCUUUCCUACUCUGAACAUUUUUUUGUCCUUGUUUGAGUCCGGUCCCUCACAGUUGGUGUCAGGAGUGGGAUCAUUUUUUUUCUCUGAGAAGAAAAGUUUCCAAAAUGCCUGGAAGGGGAAGAGGACGGACAAGAGGAGGACCCAGUUCUGAGCUGGAUGAAAGAGAGGCUGUUGAGGAAGGUGGAGCUGUUGGUGGAGUGUUUGACAUGGAAGAGGAAAGGAGUGAACCAACAAUAGCAGACUUGGCCAACCUUCUCAGAGCCCACAUUGGACAUCAGAAGGCCAAAGAGGAUCACUGGACCAAAGAAAAUGCUAAGCAACAACAGAAGUUUGAGGAACUAGAACAACAGUUUAGAUUGUUUAAAAGGGAGAGCCAACCUGAGACCACUCCCGCUGCUCCACAGACCUCACCAGUCCGGCCUACACAACCACCAGAUCCUGGAGUGGCAGCUUCACCUCAACACAGUCAAUCAGGUGACCUAUAUUCACAGUCAUACGUUUCUCAUGCACCUAAGUUACAAAAAUUGAGUGAAGAAGAUGACAUUGAACAUUUUCUCAUUACUUUUGAAAGAAUAGCUUCUGCCUGCAGGUGGCCGAGAACUGACUGGGCUUUCCAUUUAAUACCUCUGCUAACAGGCAAAGCUAGAAGUGCCUUUGUGCACAUGGAUGUUGAUUUGUCCAUGAACUAUGAUCAAGUUAAACUAGCUGUGUUGCAGAAAUAUGACAUUAACAGUGAAACCUACAGGCAAAGAUUCCGCUUGCUUCAGGUGGAGCCAGAAGAAACUCCCAAGGAGCUCUACAUAAGGCUGAAGGAGCUGUAUGUCAAGUGGGUGCAACCUAAUGGUAAAACUGUUGAACAAAUCAAUGAAAUAAUGAUUCUUGAACAAUAUCUAAGAAUGUUGUCACCAGAACUUCAGAUUUGGAUAAAAGAACAUAAUCCAAAGACUGCAAAGGAGGCUGCUGAACUGGCUGAUGUGUUUGUGGCUGCGAGGAGGAAGAACUCGUGGGCUUUUCAAAGCUGGAAAAAGGAUAGCCGCCAACAAUCUUCAACCCAACCAGUUUCAGCUGUGGAUGAGGGAGAAGUUGGAGAAGAUGACAAUCCUGGCCCAGGAGCACAUGAAGACUUCGCAACGCAAACAGAAGACCUGGUAUGACUCUGCAGCCCGGGAGAGAGGGUUCGAGCCAGGCCAAAAAGUGCUUGUUAUGCUGCCUUCAGAAGAGAGCAAGCUACUGGCCAAGUGGCAA